Messenger RNA from Lytechinus variegatus (green sea urchin), 1777 nucleotides. RefSeq names its product dual specificity protein phosphatase 12-like (gene dusp12). Lineage: Eukaryota; Metazoa; Echinodermata; Echinoidea; Temnopleuroida; Toxopneustidae. Gene Ontology annotation, molecular function: protein tyrosine/serine/threonine phosphatase activity. The transcript has 8 exons. The record is from RefSeq and is a predicted model, not a curated record. The coding region runs from base 143 to 1078 and encodes 311 amino acids. Gene Ontology annotation, cellular component: nucleus. Gene Ontology annotation, biological process: protein dephosphorylation.
AUCAAUUUGAGUAACACUAGAGGGCGACAAACCUAUGUUUUCAAUGGAAAAUUUUCAUUGCGAUCAGCUCAACUUCGAACUCUAGAAAAAUCAAAAGAGCUGGAUAUUCUAGUGGAUGAGAGAUUGAUGAAUAACUGUCAACAUGCCUAGUUGUGCAGAUGAGAUCAUUCCACGUCUAUGGCUUGGUGACAUGCAAGCAGCCGAGUCUCUGAACUUCCUUCAUGAUAAGAAGAUCAGCCAUGUUCUAAGCUUAAUAAACGUACCCAUCACGGUACCAUCUGAUGCGAUCAAACAUGUACGAGUCAACAUCCGAGAUCAGCCGGGUGAAGAUUUUCUACAACAUGUAGAGGGCAUCCUGGCUUUUCUGGACGAUGGGCUUGACCCUGCCAAAGAGGGCGGUGUGCUUGUCCAUUGUGCAAUGGGGGUCUCGAGGAGCUCCUCAGCGGUCAUUGCCUAUAUCAUGUACAAGGAGAAGUGCCCUCUUAUGACAGCCCUGAAGAAGGUUGUAGAAAUACGCCCACAAACAUGCCCGAAUACUGGAUUCAUGGAGCAGUUGAAACUGUUCGAAGCCAUGGGCUGUCAGUGUGACCCUGCAAACUCCCAAUUUAAACAACAUCGACUAUCACACUUAGCAGAGGAUAUCCAUUCCAGAGAAGAAAUCCCCAAGGAUCUAAUAGCAUCAGAUCCUGCCAGAUCAGCACCUGGUGCUUCUCGGGAUAAUGCGCUAUACAAAUGUCGAAAGUGCAGGAGAGCGUUGUUUUGUCAGUCCAGUGUCAUCGGUCAUGAGAACACCAAAGGUCUUGGGAACUUCGGCUGGCAUAAAGACAAAGGUCAGAGGUCAAAGUUCAGCAGUGGGGAGCAAGGGUCGAUACGAUGCACAUCAGUCUUUGUUGAACCCGUCUCAUGGAUGGAGUCAUUCCUUAUGAAUGUUCUUGAAGGAAAGAUAUCUUGCCCAAAGUGUGAUUCAAGAUUAGGCUCGUUCAAUUGGUCAGGUGCACAAUGUUCCUGUGGUGUGUGGAUGACGCCUGCUUUCCAGAUCCAUCUCAACAGAGUAGAUCAUAUGGUUCCUGUCCCGUGAAGCCUUCUCAGUUUCCGCCAAUUCUGCCUUCAGAGGGCGAAACACGAUGAUGCGACGGUGAUGGGUCGCGACCUCCAUGCUUGAUCUGCACCAGCUGUUGGUAGAAUGUGCUCCGCUUUUUCAUGUGGCGCGAAUGAAAAUAUAAAGUCCGACCUCGCUUAUCUGGAUCUUUCUAUUAUCCAAAUGCACACAGGAAUGCAAGGGAAUCCCCCCUCAAUGGUUAGGUGACUCUGUCCUGUGUGAUUUGUCUAAUACUGCGAAUACACAAGUAAAAAAGUACUCGUCCCACUGGGAAAGGGGGGGGGGGCACUUUCGUUGAUGAGUGGAUACCAGGCGCGACCAAAGAAGUGCGUAAAAAGGAUCUCUUUUUCAAGAUUGGGCACGUUACAUAUGUAAUGUAUUAAAUAAGGAUGUCAAAACACUAAAAUACUGAAAAAAAAAGGUAGGAAAGCUACGUUUUUAACGGUCGAAUUUGCGAGGGUAAAAAAGGACUAAAAUGCUUUAUAAACUAUGUGUUUAGGGUCUGAUUUGAGCAAGGUGUGGGAGGUGGGGCUGUACUAAACCCAAUGUAAGUAUAGGUAAAGUCGACGUCCGUGAUCACGUCUGUGACAUAACAAUCAUAAUAUCACUGUACUUGUCUAGGGGGUCAAUUUAGGGAAUACUUGUCAAAGGUACCGUUUUGUUUCCAAAAUACUUGUU